Papaver somniferum (opium poppy) is the source of this 996-nucleotide messenger RNA. RefSeq lists its product as uncharacterized. Gene Ontology annotation, molecular function: nucleic acid binding; RNA-DNA hybrid ribonuclease activity. Lineage: Eukaryota; Viridiplantae; Streptophyta; Magnoliopsida; Ranunculales; Papaveraceae. The record is from RefSeq and is a predicted model, not a curated record. Bases 1 to 996 code for a protein of 331 amino acids. The transcript has a single exon.
AUGAAGGACAUCAUUCCUACUAGGGAUAAACUUUCUAGGUACAAGCCUGAGAUAGAUGUGCAUUGUAGUCUAUGUAAUUAUCCUGCUGAAACUAUUGAUCACCUAUUCUUGAAGUGUCCUUAUGCUAGAUCAAUUUGGUUAGCUGUUAAUAUAAAUGUUGGUACCAUUUUAACUCACCACGGUUCUUUCAGAAAUUGGGUUAUCUCUUGGUUUUCUGCAGGUACCAAUAUUACUUUUGGCUCAAAUAUCACUAGGCAGGAUAUAAACAACUUGCUUAUGGUUGCAGCUUGGACAAUCUGGAAGGAUAGAUGUUCUAAGGUUUUUCAGAACAUCAAUCCUAACAGACUCAUGUCAUUGGAUAACAUAAAUAAUCUCUCUAAUUCUAAUGUUCAGCAAGUUACCAAUGUUAUUCGACCACUGCAGGAUAUUAAAUGGGUUCCUCCAGAUAAUGAUUGCUUAAAAUUUAACAUUGAUGCUUCUUUUAAAAAGGAAACUUUGCAAGGUGGUGUGGGUCUAAUUGUGAGGGAUUUUGUAGGUACCUGCAUUGGUGUCAAAGGCAUCUACAUUGAUGGAGGAAUGAAAGAUGGCAUUGAAGUGGAAGAGCUGGAAUGUAAAGCUCUAAAAGACGCUGUUAAUCUUGCAGUCAAGAUGAAGCUAAAGAAGGUUAUUUUUGAGUCUGAUGGUGAAACUUUAAUAAAAUCAAUCAAUGAGCCUGAUUCUUAUGUUCAUUGGAUGAAUCAAACAUUAAUUCUUGAUAUUAAGUUUUUGUUAAGUUCAUUAGAGUAUUGGAGAUGUGUUUCAGUUAGGAGGAAAGCAAAUUGUAAUGCUGAUAAGUUAGCAAAGAGAGCUAGAGUCAUGAGAGCAAGUUUUAGUCAUGGGUCUGAUCUUCCACAUGAAAUACAAGUCUGGAUUGAUCAAAGACUUUUUUAUAAUGAACUAAUUCUCAUCAAUAGAAUGUUUUUGCAUCAAAAAAAGAAAAAAAUUACCCAAAAUUAG